Magnolia sinica is the source of this 2538-nucleotide messenger RNA. Its product is annotated as SEC1 family transport protein SLY1. Gene Ontology annotation, biological process: endoplasmic reticulum to Golgi vesicle-mediated transport; intracellular protein transport. The transcript has 2 exons. Bases 167 to 2056 code for a protein of 629 amino acids. Gene Ontology annotation, molecular function: syntaxin binding. Gene Ontology annotation, cellular component: cytosol; Golgi membrane. The record is from RefSeq and is a predicted model, not a curated record. NCBI's taxonomy places the organism in Eukaryota, Viridiplantae, Streptophyta, Magnoliopsida, Magnoliales, Magnoliaceae.
UCUCUCUCGCUCGCUCUCUGCCUCUCUCUCCCUCUCUCUCUCUCUCUCUCUCUCUCUCGAACAGAUCCCCAAUUCCCAAACCCCGAUCCCUUCAAACCGAAAACCCUAGAAACCAAAACCCUAACCCUAGAAACAGAUCUCCAUUUCUCAGGCGGCACGAUCUUCAAUGGCGCUCAAUCUCCGUCAGAAACAAACCAGCUGCAUCGUUCGCAUGCUCAACCUCAACCAUCCCCCAAACCCCGUUGGUGGCACUGUCGUAAAUACCUCCAACUCCGAGGAAGAAGUCUACAAGAUCCUCAUCCUCGACGCGCUCUGCCGCGACAUCCUCUCCCCUCUGAUCCACGUCAAGGACCUCCGAAAGCACGGUGUCACCCUCUAUUUCCUCAUUGACAAGGACCGUCAGAUGAUCCCCGAUGUCCCGGCCGUUUAUUUCGUCCGGCCCACUCCAUCCAACAUCCAACGUAUCAUAUCCGAUGCCUCCCACGCCCUCUACCAGUCCUUCCACCUCAACUUCUCCUCAUCCCUCCCUCGCCCCAUCCUUGAAGAUCUUGCCUCUGGUACGCUUCAAUCUGACUCCAUCCACCGCAUCUCGAAGAUUUAUGAUCAGUACUUAGAAUUCAUUACGUUGGAAGACAACAUGUUCUCGCUUGCCCAGCGGGCCACAUAUGUCCAAUUGAACGAUCCGUCAGCUGGGGACCGCGAGAUUGAAGAGAUCAUAGAGAAGAUUGUGGGCGGGUUGUUUUGUGUACUGGCCACACUUGCAGUCGUGCCAGUAAUUCGGUGUGCGCGUGGUGGGCCGGCUGAGAUGGUCGCUUCCGCGCUUGAUUUGCGGCUGCGUGACCAUCUGAUAUCGAAGAACAACCUGUUCUCGGAGGGCGGGAACUUGGGUAGCUCUUUUCAACGGCCGAUCUUAUGUAUUUUCGAUCGGAAUUUUGAGCUUUCGGUUGGCAUUCAGCAUGAUUGGAGUUAUCGCCCACUUGUGCAUGAUGUUCUCGGGUUGAAGCUGAACAGGGUGAGUGUUCGGGAGGAGAAGGGUGCUGUCAAAUCAUACGAAUUGGAUGAUUCGGAUCCGUUCUGGUCUGCCAAUGGAUCGUCACCCUUCCCAAAGGUUGCGGAAGAGAUUGAGGCUCAGUUGAGUAAAUAUAAGCAGGAUGUUGAUGAGGUAAACCGUCGGACGGGUGGUAAAGAUGUGAGUGAAUUUGACGGCCAGGAUUUGAUUGGGAACACAAAGCAUCUGAUGAGUGCAGUGAAUUCACUGCCAGAGCUCACUGAGCGGAAGAAGGUGAUCGACAAGCACACGAACAUUGCAACUGUCUUGUUAGGUGAGAUCAAGGAGAGAGCAUUGGAUUCAUAUUAUAAUGUUGAAAAUGAUAUGCUGACGAGAGGGAGUAUUGAUCGGACUGCCCUGCUCGGAGCCCUCAAAGGGAAAGGGACAAAAGUCGAUAAGCUGCGGCUCGCAAUCAUUUGUCUCCUUUCAGCAGAGGUGCUGCCACAGUCGGAGCUGGAAGCUGUGGAGGCAGUGUUGCGGGAGUCUGAGGUGGACACAUGUGCAUUUCAAUAUGUAAAGAAAAUAAAAUCAUUGAAUGUGUCAUUGGCAAAUUCAGCAAACUCAGCAAGCAAGAGCAACAUUGUAGAUUGGGCCGAGAAGCUCUACGGACAAUCGAUCAGUGCUGUGACGGCAGGUAUGAAGAAUCUAUUGUCAGGUGGGAGACAGCUGGCACUGACAAGGACUGUAGAAGCACUGAUGGAAGGGAGGCCAAACCCAGAGGUGGAUUCAUACCUUGUGUUUGAUCCACGUGCACCGAAGUCAAGCUCUGGGGCAGGCAGCAACCAUUUGAAAGGGCCAUUCAAGGAAGCCAUUGUGUUCAUGAUUGGUGGUGGGAAUUAUGUGGAGUACGGUGGCUUGCAGGAGCUGGCUCAACGUCAGCAGCCAGCGAAGCAUGUCAUAUAUGGGACCACAGAGGUUCUCACUGGGGUGGAGUUUGUCGAUCAGCUGACACUUUUGGGGCAGAAGAUGGGAUUAGGCAGCAGUAAUGUUGUUGCUGCAUCCCAAUAAUGAGUGCAAUUCAUGUUAUUUUUUUUCCUCCUCUCGUCGAGAAGGCUGCUGGAUAGCUACUUGUCUUUGAAGUUUGCUGUAAUUGUGCUUGCAUGGAAAUGGGUGUGAUCGCGAUGGUUGCCAUUACUCGGAGUGGUUUUUGUGUUUGAAUCUGGUAAUGCGGGAGGCAACGGUGAGUUUGGCAUAUGUUUUGCGGGGCUCUUUUGAGGUGGGCCAUGGUAUUUUUAGAUGAAGAGACCAAGAAGACCUUUAAGAUGCGAGAUUGGUACCCCAUGUUCAUGUGAGUUGGAUAUGACUUCUACCUUGUACCUUCUGUUUCUUUUCUAUUUUUUCCCUCUUAUGUUAUAUUGCAAGCUUAACUUCUAGAAGUGAAAUUUCAGUUCCAUUCACAUACUAAAAUCUGAAGUACUCUUGAAUUGUCAACCCGCAUUAUGGAUUUGUUCAUUGGAGAUCAUAAAGAAGUAUAAUUAGUGAUUCAUCCA